This is a messenger RNA of Cajanus cajan (pigeon pea), 870 nucleotides long. RefSeq lists its product as uncharacterized. Gene Ontology annotation, biological process: proton motive force-driven ATP synthesis. Gene Ontology annotation, molecular function: proton transmembrane transporter activity. The record is from RefSeq and is a predicted model, not a curated record. Lineage: Eukaryota; Viridiplantae; Streptophyta; Magnoliopsida; Fabales; Fabaceae.
GUUUUUGUUAUAUUAUUUAAUUAAACAAAGAAGUGAAUAACUGAAAAGAAUUCCGGCACAAGAACGCUGAACGAAAAGAAAACCCACUCAUCUCAAAUUUGCAACACACACACACACACUGCAGAUAACAAAGAUUUUGCUGGCUUGAUGGCAUCAAAGUUGCAGCAGUUGCAGUCCAAAGCAUGUGAAGCAUCAAAAUUUGUUGCCAAACAUGGAACUACAUACUACAGACAAUUGUUGGAGCAGAACAAGCAGUACAUCCAGGAACCACCUACAGUGGAGAAAUGCAACGAGUUGGCGAAGCAAUUGUUUUACACCCGCCUUGCUAGUAUUCCUGGUCGCAAUGAAUCCUUCUGGAAAGAGCUUGAUUACGUCAAGAAUCUAUGGAAGAACAAGCAAGAGCUAAAGGUGGAAAAUGUAGGUAUUGCUGCUUUGUUUGGCCUGGAAUGCUUUGCCUGGUAUUGGGCUGGUGAGAUCGUUGGUAGGGGAUUCACUUUCACUGGUUAUUAUGUCUGAAAAUAACAACCUCGAAGCGUUUGUUUUAGCAAGGGGGUUUUAUACUCCUAAGCAGUUGCUCUGGUCAUUUAUACAUUGCGUGGAUUAUGGGGCAUUCAUUCUACAACCCAAUUUUUGUUAUUUUGGAUUUUUGUUUCUGAAAAAGCUGAGAAACUAGCGGCUAACUUUGAUAAGCCUCAAUAACCCCCUUGUAUUUGAAUCGGGACGAACCAUGCUUUGUUCUCAAUCUCAUAUCAUGUUAAAGUUAGUGGUACACAAGAAUGAUGACGCUAUCAGUCUAUUACAAGUUUUCGUUUUCCUCUAAAUGAUUUAGAUAACUCCCCAGUUUCACCUGAAAUGAAGUUAGUUUGUCCA